AUGCAGUGCGCCGCAGAAGAAUACCAAAGUUUUCUUAGUACUGGAAUCAAAGAAUUGUUACUGAUAGAAAAGGACAAUUGCCGCGAACUAUGUCUUAGCUUUAGUGUAGAUGGUGAAACGAUAAACUGGUUAAAAGUGGAGGAGUUUUUCGAAGGAGACAUUGUGGGACACAAUCAACCUCUCCCGUACGAGUACUGCCGAUCCUUGACACCGAAGUUAAAUCACCUGCUAAAGUGCCUUCCCGCGGCUGCUUAUUCAGCGGAAAACCUUGCCUGGACCAACCGAGUGGAUUUGCUCGCGUUGGUCGAGCCCAGUUCAACGGAACAAGUGCUGAGCAACGUGCUGCUCCUGACGUCGAUCACCGAGUACGCGUUGGGCAAUGUGUUUCAAACUACCACUGGCAGUACACCUCCCCAUUUACUCCGUGAUCUGCUGAUGACCGACGCGUUAGCCGAUGUGUUUGGUGAAACGCCACUAUUUCUACUGCGACUACUUGUGGGAACACCGGAAGGCAUUAAUCUACGAAAUCUCGUAUGGCAUGGCUUCCCUCGAAAGGAGGAAAUCUGUCCGCUAUACGCUAACGUUCUGCUUCUGCUCCUAGUUGCCAAUGGAGAAACAAUAAGACGGAAAAAAGUCCGUAUCACACAUCGGACCGCUCCGGAAAACUUGGGACAGCUUGUUCAGCGUAUGAGCCUAGGUGAGCUAGAUGAAUCCCUGUUCGAAACAAUUUUGAAUGAGAAAAAUUUAGUAUGCCCCAAUUUGGCUUCAAAUUGGCAGGAAGUUCUAGACUUCUAUAGAACUGGUCGUUUUUAUCAGUGCGUUUGUUUCGCACUUCCCUUGUUAGAGAUGUGCCUGAGAAAACUUUAUGGAGUUUUGUACAAAGUUGAUUAUCGAGCUAGGAUUGAUGAGUAUUAUAUAAUAAUGGAUACCGUUUUUAGCCAACUCGAUUUGUUCGGUGCUCGAAGCAAAAUUUUCGAAUAUUUUUCUACCCCUCUGUUGGAACUUAUGUAUGAUCUCUUAACGGCUGUCAAUGGGCCUCGGCUUCGAGAUAAACUUAGCCACGGGGAAGUCGAAUUGAGACAAAUAAACCGUAGUAUAGCCAACGUAACUUUAACUUGUGCAUAUCUGCUGUUGACAGCAGAUAAAACUUUCAGUUACAGAAGCAUCUUUCAUCCAAACUCGAUUUGCCAAAGCAAAAUAUCGGAAUGUGAAGAGGCGGUUGGACGAAUCAGUACGAUUACUGUUCCAAUGAAUUUAGCCGAAACGGAUUUGAAUCCCGUGGAAGACAUUCCCUUUCUACCAAACGGCGGUGCUCAAGUUAAGGUUGUUAUAUUUUUUCGUCCUUCAAAAGAAGAAGAAAUUGUAGGAAUUUUAACGCGAAUAUGCACAGUAUUGAAGGUGGCUUCGGAGAAUCUAUGUGAAUCACUGACCGUUCGCUUAACGGCACUUGAAAACCGACAACUUCGGUCCAGGGCGAGGAACACGCUGGAAAACAUGCUGCGCAUGUACCCGACAGUGCUACGAGGGCUUGAUUUUGUGUUGAGGUUGAUUAAGUGGAUUUUUCACUGUCUCAUGAAUUCCGACGAGCUUGCUAAUGACUUGAAAAUCGUACGAUUUUUGAAGUUUAUUCUAAAAUAUACGGAAAAUGCAGCUAGCAAUCUACACAUGAAGAGCAACACAUGGCAGCCCCUGUACGAGACGACAAAACGCGAGCUGUUUGUUAAGAGUAGACAAAAUCUAGCUGAUGAUAUCAAAAUUUUCGUUUUUAAAGUUUAAAUAUGACUGUGAAAGCAUUUCGUUUGUUAGAUUAAAUAAUAUUA
Sabethes cyaneus is the source of this 1820-nucleotide messenger RNA. RefSeq names its product endoplasmic reticulum membrane-associated RNA degradation protein-like. The transcript has 3 exons. Bases 1 to 1776 code for a protein of 591 amino acids. The record is from RefSeq and is a predicted model, not a curated record. Lineage: Eukaryota; Metazoa; Arthropoda; Insecta; Diptera; Culicidae.